This is a messenger RNA of Lates calcarifer (barramundi perch), 2331 nucleotides long. RefSeq names its product finTRIM family, member 14-like (gene ftr14l). The record is from RefSeq and is a predicted model, not a curated record. NCBI's taxonomy places the organism in Eukaryota, Metazoa, Chordata, Actinopteri, Centropomidae. The coding region runs from base 419 to 1942 and encodes 507 amino acids. Gene Ontology annotation, molecular function: protein binding; zinc ion binding. The transcript has 7 exons.
GUCGUAUAUCAAGAAAGGCUCAGUUUUUAGUUGGGUAGUUUCAGCUUUUCCACUCCUUCCUCUCCUCUCCUUAGUCUCAGUCCUCUUUGUUUCAGUCAGUACAUUUGUAGUAACACCCAUUCCCUGACUAUUAAACACCCAACCUGGAAUACUGGUUUUACGACGAGAGUAGACCACAUAGCUAACAUUCUGUCACACACAGUGUUAGUCACACAGUUUCACUGAAGCUGUUAACUUCAGGAGCUCAUUUUCUCAGUUUUCCCAUUCACUUUUUGUCAAGUCUUUUCUGUAGCUGUUGAUUUCAACACAUUUUAUUAAGAGUUUGACACAUUGCUGCUGAGCUAGAUCACCUGUGGAUUUCAAUUUUGUCGUCAUAUCAGCUGGACAUCUUUUUUUAACUCCUGGUUAAAAAAAAAAAAUGUCUCACCCGAGCACGCUGGAUUUAGACAGAUACAGCACCCUGGACAAAUCUCGUCGCUCUACCAGUCGAAGUCAGCUUAGGGUUAAGGAUAAGUAUGGGGAUGUCCUGUGUGACUUCUGCACAUCAAGGAAGCAGAAGGCUGAGAAAUCCUGUUUGGUGUGCCUGGCAAACUACUGCGAGACUCACCUCCAGUCUCACUAUAGCUAUCCGGCCCUGAUGAAGCAUAAGCUGGUCAAAGCUACGGGUCAGAUGAGAGAGAAGAUGUGUGCACAGCAUGACAAGCUACUGGAGGCUUUUUGUCGCACUGAUGAGACAUCAGUUUGUGUUCUGUGCAUGAUGGAUGAACACAAACACCACGACACCGUCCCAGCCGGAACUGAGAGAACUGAGAAACAGAAACAGCUUGGUACAACGCUGCACAAAUCUCAACAGAGGAUUGACCAGAGAAUUAAAAAGUGGCAGGAUCUCCGGCAAGCUGUGGAAUCAGUUAAACACUCUGCUCAAACGGUCCUGGAGGAGAACGAGCGGAUCUUCACUGAGCUUUUACUCUCCAUAGAGAGGAAGUACAAUGAAGUCAAGGAGAUGAUCCGCUCCCAUGAGAGGACCACUGUGACACGGGCCGAGAUACUGCUCGACCGCUUGGAGGAGGAGAUCACCCUGCUGAGGAAAAGACACAACGACCUGGAGAAGCUCUCACACACUGAUGAUCACAUACACUUUCUACAGAGUUGGCAGUCUCUGUCAGGACCCUCAGGAUAUGAGGACCUCAACAACAUCAGUGUCGCUCCCUACUACUCUUUUGAUGCGACCAAGAAAGCCAUUGCUGCAUUGAAAUUACAAGUAGAAGAAGUCAGCAAGACUGAAAUGAGCAAAAUUUCAGGAGCAGUGAAAGAAGUCUACAUCACACAAGAAGGCGAGACAAAGACAAGAAGAGAAUCAAGUUUGAGGGAAGAACCAAAGACAAGAGAGGAACCAAGAACAAGAGAGGAUUUUUUGAAAUACGCCUCCCAGUUGAUUCUGGAUGUCAACAGUGUCCACCCCAACCUUCACCUCUCUGAAGGUAACCGAACAGCUACGAUGAAGAGUGAGCCUAAGAACUACCCUGACCACCCUGACCGAUUUGACCACUGGCAGCAGGUGCUGUGCAAGGAGAGCGUGAGUGGGAGUCGUUGUUACUGGGAGGUGGACUGGAGGGGCACAGAGAUAGACGUGGCUGUCACCUACAGGGGAAUCCGCCGUAAAGGAAACGGGAAUGAAUGCAGCCUGGGCUGGAACGACAAGUCCUGGAGUCUGUACUGCUCUGACUCCAAAUUUUCCAUUGUGCACAAUAACAAGAGUAAAGACAUUCCAGCUCCUGUGACAUCCCGUAUUGGUGUCUACCUGGAUCAUGCAGCAGGCACACUUGCAUUUUACAGUGUCUCUGAUGGCAUGCAGCUUCUGCACAGAAUCCAGACUACAUUUACAGAGCCCCUCUACCCUGCAUUCAGUGUGUGGGGCUUUGGUACCAGUAUAAGACUGUAGGAGAGCAAGUUACACAAUAUCCCAAUAUUGCUGUAAAAUUUGAGUUGGAUUUAUUCUUGUUGUAUUAGUUUUACCUAUUGCUAGAAUUAUUGUACAAAUAUUCAGUCCAAUCAAUAUGUUUUGAAAAACAUAAAAAAAAAUGUGUGAGCUGUAGGUAGGAAACAUGUUAAAUCCCGUUAUAUUGUUAUGUUAAAGCAUGUUAUAUUUACAGUUAAUUAUUGGUAUGUUAGAUGCUGUCUGUGAAAUUGAAUCACAAUAGUUACCGUGGACUCCAACAUGGGGUAGGCCCUCAAAAAGCCUGUUAUUAAUUUUUAUCUGCAAUUUUGAAAUGUUGUAUUAUUAGCAUUAUAAAUCAACUAUCAUUGUUGGCUGAUUAGAUUUGACAGGUG